Messenger RNA from Lasiodiplodia theobromae, 1119 nucleotides. RefSeq names its product 60s ribosomal protein l4. Gene Ontology annotation, molecular function: RNA binding; structural constituent of ribosome. Bases 1 to 1119 code for a protein of 372 amino acids. The transcript has 4 exons. Gene Ontology annotation, cellular component: ribosome; cytosolic large ribosomal subunit. The record is from RefSeq and is a predicted model, not a curated record. Gene Ontology annotation, biological process: translation. Lineage: Eukaryota; Fungi; Ascomycota; Dothideomycetes; Botryosphaeriales; Botryosphaeriaceae.
AUGACGAGCCGGCCUGUUGUCACCAUUAUCUCUGCCGAUGGCAAGGCCAGCGAGCAGACGCACCCCCUCCCGGAGGUGUUCAAGGCCCCCGUGCGCCCGGAUGUCGUCCAGAUCGUCCACACCGGCAUGGCCAAGAACAAGAGGCAGCCGUACGCCGUGAGCGAGAAGGCUGGCCACCAGACCUCCGCUGAGUCCUGGGGUACCGGCCGUGCCGUCGCCCGUAUUCCCCGUGUCUCCGGUGGUGGUACCCACCGCGCUGGCCAGGCUGCCUUUGGUAACCAGUGCCGUUCCGGUCGCAUGUUCGCUCCCACCAAGGUCUGGAGGAAGUGGCACCAGAAGAUCAACGUUGGCCAGAAGCGUUUCGCUACCGCCUCUGCCCUCGCUGCCUCUUCCAGCCCCGCUCUCCUGCUGGCCCGUGGUCACUCGGUUUCCACCGUCCCUGAGGUCCCGCUCGUCGUUUCCUCGACCGCUUUCGCCAACGGUGCCAUCUCCAAGACCUCCGCUGCCCUCGCUCUCCUGAAGGCUGUCGGUGCCGGUGCCGAUGUUGAGAAGGUCAAGGCCUCCAGGAAGAUCCGCGCCGGUAAGGGUAAGCUCCGUGGCCGCCGCCACCGCCAGCGCCGUGGCCCUCUUGUCGUCUACGACCCCGAGUCGGAUGGCAAGGAGCUCGUCACCGCUUUCCGCAACAUCCCCGGUGUUGAGACCUCUUCGGUCUACUCCCUCAACCUCCUCCAGCUCGCUCCUGGUGGUCACCUUGGCCGCUUCAUCGUCUGGACCUCCUCCGCCUUCCAGGCUCUUGACAAGAUCUACGGCUCCACCACCGAGCCCUCUGCGCUCAAGAAGGACUUCCUUCUGCCCUCCCCCGUCGUCAAGCAGGCCGACAUUGCUGCCCUCAUCAACUCCUCCGAGGUCCAGUCCGUCCUCCGCCCUGUCAAGGGUGCUGCCAUUACCAAGCGCACUGUUGUCCAGAAGAAGAACCCGCUCGUCAACAAGCAGGUUCUGCUCAGGCUCAACCCCUACGCCAAGCAGUUCGCUGCCCAGAAGCUUGGUCAGGAGAAGCUCGAGCAGCCCAAGGCUGCCAAGACCACCAGCGAGUUCAUCACCACUCUUCACGAGAACUAA